GUCACUUUCAAAGUUUCACGGCUUACUUAUUUUCUUGUUUCAUUUCGUUCUUAUUAUCCACGAAAGUCCACUGUGCUUGAUUGCCCUCGGGUUAACAUCCACUCAGUCAUCCACAGGUUGUUUCACUGCACAUAUUGAAGGUCGGCAUCGUAAGUAAUUUGACAGGCUUGCUUUAUUACCAGCCUUUUGGCUUCAUCUUCCCCUAUAGCCCACCGUUCAGACGAUCUGCAACAUCCAUCCGGCGCUGCUUUCGCUUCCGGUUACACUGAGGCAUCAGGUUAUGCGGUCACCAGCAUGGGCACCAUGUUGCCUCCAUACGACAAGAUAAAACCGCUGUAUGUCGAUGUUUCGUUCCUUCCUGGGGGCGGAAACCCACAUCUGGUCGAUGUCGAGUGGUUCAAACGCGUACGCGCCCGGUUCUACGUGGUCACCGACCCCAGACCGUCGGUCCGUUUGUUGGAUGCCAUGCUUUAUGGGAAGGAAGCCUGGACUGGUCCAGAUUCCAAACUGGCUGUUUCGGUUAUAUUCACCUGUGAGUCAGAUGAGCUUAUGACCUGGUUGGGCAGGAAUACCGCUCGCUUGAAUGCAUGUCACAUGGAUGUCGCCGCUAUUGCAAGCCGCUCCCGUAUUCAGCUGGUGAAGGAACCGCUUCCGACGAUCGAGCAGACCAUCUCUACGCAGGCUCUUUCUUGUGUGGGCUACCGAAUCGAUAUCUGAGCUUAUACGCCCAUUCGCUUCAGAUGCCCGGUUCACCACAUUUACAGCACCUCUUUCGCUAACUUUUAUCUUUUUCUUUUUUGCCUUCGACUGAAUUUUCCAUUCCAUAAGUCAUCUUCAAUUCAUGACUUAAUUGCUGCUUACUUUCUCUUGUGUGCCAUACUCACGAAGAUACUUUCUCGCACUCGUUGCAUUUACGCUGAACAUCACUUCUCCAAUUCCGACAUUUUCUCCACAUCAGUGUUUGCUUAACUUGAAUGAGACAUUUCAAAUUCGUGUCAACACAGUUUCAUUCCUAUCCCCUUACAAAUACUCUUAACUGUUUCGAUGUCAUUGUGAUAGAUAGCUUGUCCUUAGUCUUAGUUUUUAUUCAUUGCUUUCGACGGUGAAUGCUUUCUGACCACUGAUAGAUGUACUCUAGCAUAGGCUAGAACCGUGCGAAAUUGGCUAACUUGUCGCCAAAUCAUCACGUUCCUUUGUAUCAUUCACACACUACCGAACUCGCUUGGACAGCUACGAAUAGAGCCGAAUCACAGCAAUGUCAGAUAGCCCCCAUUCCCAUUUUGUGGGACGACGCUUUCUCUCAACUCAUUUUCACCACUAUCAUCUGUGGACUCUUUGACCGGACUCAAGUAGACUUUGGCACUGUUUUCCUGGUAUUUGUUCCAUUACUUCCUUGUCGUUGUGGACUGGACUAACCACUGCAACCCGGCUCCCGAUCUUCAGCCAUAGGAACACACUGCGUCUGGCAAACGAAUCGCUCGUUUGAUAAUCAGUGCAUACUUAAUGGACAUUGAGAGUACAGGAUGAAUAAACUACAUUGUUAUUUCUGUU
This is a messenger RNA of Dicrocoelium dendriticum, 1551 nucleotides long. The record is from the annotation of a GenBank genome assembly. Lineage: Eukaryota; Metazoa; Platyhelminthes; Trematoda; Plagiorchiida; Dicrocoeliidae.